AUGUCCUCCUGCGAAGCUUCAAUACCCGCAAGUCUCAGCCCAUCGCAAAGACUACAAGCGAUUGGAUCAUCUAGAUACUCGCAAUGUUCGACAACAGCUCCGACUUUGGCAUGUUCCCUGCUCGGCCCAAAAAGAAAGCGCGAUGACCUUCAAGCCGACGACCACAACAUCGAGGAAUUGACAAGCGAUUCCGAGGUAACCUCGCCUGGCAGACGACUACGAAAGCGUACUCGAAUCUCUUACGCAGGAUUCCCCGAAUCCGACGAGGAAAGCGACGCAGACUUGGGCUAUGAUUCCGAUUCGUCUGUUGAUUGGGGCUCUCGCUCGAAGCAGACCAAGUCGAAACGCGCACGCAAAGUAAAGCCCGUAAAGGCAUUCCCUCUCUUCUCAUUACCCAGCGAAUUGCGCAACAAGAUUUACUCACUAGUCUUGGAAGAUCCUCAUGGCAUGGUUCUAAACGAAGGCUGGCGUGCGCAUCGUCGCGUACCAAAGCGUUGCCAGUAUCUCGACUGCCGGGACAAGGAACGCUAUGCUGGUUUGGGCAACCUAGUAUACUCAGAAAAGUGUUAUUACCAUCGGAAUGGACAUCUUUCAUGCAAUCUGGUACCCGCCCUACUUGCUGUGAGCAAGCAGGUCUAUGCCGAAGCAGCAACUAUACUUUACUCACAACCUCUACACUUCGUCAACACGACAGCCCUACACAGCUUCUUGGCGCCUCUGAGCAAUCAAACCGGGUCUCUCAUCCGCAACAUAACUAUUCACAACUACGAUGUUGGUGGCCGUGGAGUACGAAAGUCAAUGAACGUUUCGGCAUUGACUCUUCUUCGCAGCUGCAGCAACCUUCAGACCUUGCGCAUAGAAGGCUUCGGUCAAUACGCCUGGGGCAUCCACUACCGGGGCAGACCAAGUCCCGAAAAAGCCGGCAAAAGGGAGGGCACCAGUAUAGCACAGCAGAUAUACCGUGACGCUGCUUUCUGGUUUGACACUAUUGGUGCCAAAAGGNCUCUACAGGUGCUGGAGCUUGCUGGCCUUCAGCGUGAGACGGGGUCUGACGAUGAGACCGAAGCGCUGCGAAUUGCCAACGUCGUUCUGAUCGAGGAAUUGACUGCGUUAAUGAAUAGAAAGAGAGGCAUGAAGAAAAGCAGAAAACGUAGAAUCACUCCCGAGUAG
Molecule: messenger RNA, 1170 nt
Organism: Aureobasidium musti
Lineage: Eukaryota; Fungi; Ascomycota; Dothideomycetes; Dothideales; Saccotheciaceae
Source: the annotation of a GenBank genome assembly